This is a messenger RNA of Hypoxylon fragiforme, 768 nucleotides long. RefSeq lists its product as uncharacterized. Lineage: Eukaryota; Fungi; Ascomycota; Sordariomycetes; Xylariales; Hypoxylaceae. Bases 164 to 400 code for a protein of 78 amino acids. Gene Ontology annotation, cellular component: kinetochore; nucleoplasm. Gene Ontology annotation, biological process: mitotic cell cycle; chromosome segregation; kinetochore assembly. The transcript is spliced from 5 exons. Gene Ontology annotation, molecular function: protein heterodimerization activity. The record is from RefSeq and is a predicted model, not a curated record.
GUUGGCCCAAGCUCCCGAGUUACUCUGUAAUUGCAUAGUUUGUCUUGACUUCAUCAUAAUAAACAAAAACGACUUACAUACAUACAUCGCGACGCCAUCUUGAUCACAUCACACUACACCAAAAAUUAUUUUUUAUGAUUCUUCUUGAAUCCACCACUUCAAAAUGGCCCCGGGCCAAAAGAUGUACCCAAGGGCGACGGUGAAGAAGAUCGUGAAGGCGCAUUCAAAAUGCAAUGUCAGCAAAAACGUCGAUGUCAUGAUGUUUCUCGACUAUGUGCUCUUCAUGCAAACGCUUAUGAAGGAGUCAGCUAUUGACGCGAAGCAAGCUGGAGAAAGGGGCAUUAGCGCUAGGAGUGUCAAGAAGGCUACCGCGGAUACUCUGGCCAAGUUUAAGGGAUAAAGUAGUGAGAGCCUCCCGACUACCAAUUAUCGUACACUGCAUACGUACAUAUUAUCGCAAAGAUUGAACUUUAUAAUGUCAAUAAGUCACUGGGCCUAUCAGCACGCAGUGGGCAUAUUAGGUAAAUAGCUAUAAAAGCAUGCAAUGCACGCCAAGCAUGGAUCAAUGUCUUCGAGUUCAAAUGUGAGCUGGUGCAUACAUCCAUGAUAUGUACUAAGGGUUCUUAGGGUUUCGCUGCGUUUCCCUGGACACUAUAGAUAUAAGUACAUACAUAGGACAAGCACCCACAUACAUACCUAGGAGUGUACAAUACAAUACAAUACAACCUUGAAUACAAUAACAAUACAUAUAGCUGAAUGCCAGUGAAU